Messenger RNA from Pyricularia oryzae 70-15, 318 nucleotides. RefSeq lists its product as uncharacterized. The coding region runs from base 1 to 318 and encodes 105 amino acids. Lineage: Eukaryota; Fungi; Ascomycota; Sordariomycetes; Magnaporthales; Pyriculariaceae. The record is from RefSeq and is a predicted model, not a curated record. The transcript has a single exon.
AUGAGGAACUGCCUAGUAUUUGUCAUAUUCAACAGAUUUGUGCUGCCUUGUAUCGAGAUUUGGGUACUAUUCCAUGGCUCCAUCAAGUUUCAAGGUGGCAUACCCGAACUCCCGGUGGCACAGGCUGAGGGCUACUGUCAUCUCGGUGAAGUGCGUGCUCACCGGGCCAGCACACAGGUGCUCUUGUGCGAAAAGCAGGCAUAUCAGGGAGAAACCGGUAGCACGGCGUUCAAGUCCAGACCAGUCAAUGCUGAGCUGUGCCUCAAGAAGGCGCUGAUAGUCGUCAUGUAUUAUGCCCCUUUUCAGAACAGGGCUUAA